AUGCAAUACAAAUCCACCGUUUUGGCCGCUGCUGCGCUUGCCACCUCUGCCUCUGCCGCUGUCACUGCCUCUGAGCCAUGGAGCACUUUGACUCCUACCGCCACCUACACUGGUGCUCUUACUGGCUACAGUGAGACUUUCGGUAUCGCUGUAAAGCCAGUCACCUCAUCUGUCUCGACUUUGAGCGCUGCCACUGCCUCUGACCACGCCAAGAGAGAUGUGAUCUCCCAGAUCGGUGACGGCCAAAUCCAAGCUACCACCUCCACUGCUUCCACCAAGUCUACCGCUGCCGCUAUCUCCCAGAUCGGUGACGGUCAGAUUCAGGCCACUACCUCCACCGCGUCUCCUAAAUCCACCGCUGCCGCCAUUUCUCAAAUCGGUGACGGCCAAAUCCAAGCCACCACCUCCACUGCCUCUACCAAGUCUACCGCUGCCGCUAUCUCCCAGAUCGGUGACGGCCAAAUCCAGGCUACCACCUCCACUGCCUCUGCUAAGUCCUCUGCUGCCGCCAUUUCUCAAAUCGGCGACGGUCAAAUCCAAGCUACCACCACUACUCUAAAGCCUUCUUCUGCUGCUGCCAUCUCUCAGAUCGGUGACGGUCAGAUCCAGGCCACUUCUUCCUCGAGCAACACCACUGUGAGCGCUGCUUCUCAAAUCUCUGACGGUCAGAUCCAGGCCUCCUCCACCUCCGCUUCCAUCUCCCCAGCUUCCACCUCUGACGCCUCUUCUUUCGUCUCUGCUGUCUCCUGCAAGGCCGACGGUUCUCUAGCCAUGACCUUGGAAAACGGUAUGUUGAAAGACGCUAAGGGAAGAAUCGGCUCCAUCGUCGCCAACAGACAAUUCCAAUUCGACGGUCCUCCUCCACAAGCUGGUGCCAUCUACGCUGCUGGCUGGGCCAUUACCCCAGAGGGUAACUUGGCCAUCGGUGAACACGACGUUUUCUACCAAUGUUUGUCGGGCAACUUCUACAACUUGUACGACGAGUCCAUUGGUGCCCAAUGCUCUCCUGUCCACCUGGAAGUCAUUGAGCUAAUCGACUGUUAA
This is a messenger RNA of Lachancea meyersii CBS 8951, 1044 nucleotides long. The record is from the annotation of a GenBank genome assembly. NCBI's taxonomy places the organism in Eukaryota, Fungi, Ascomycota, Saccharomycetes, Saccharomycetales, Saccharomycetaceae.